Pseudopodoces humilis (Tibetan ground-tit) is the source of this 531-nucleotide messenger RNA. The record is from RefSeq and is a predicted model, not a curated record. Lineage: Eukaryota; Metazoa; Chordata; Aves; Passeriformes; Paridae.
AUGGGGACCCCGAGGUCGCUGCUGCCCCUCCCCCACCUCCUGCUGCUGCUGCUGACCGCCCUCGCCUGUGACGUCACGCCCGGGGACCCCCCCGCCGCCAAUGGGUCCCGGGGGCUCUCGGAGAUGCAGCUGGGGGCGGGCCUGGCCGUGCCCCUGGCCCAGCUCCUGCCCCACCCCCGCUACGCGGGCGAGGCCACCAGCGGGGACCUGGCGCUGGCCCGGCUGCAGCGGCCCGUGGCCACCGAGGGCUCCCGGCUGCGAGCCCUCUGCCUCCCCGCCCCCGGCACCCGCUUCCCCGCCGGAACCCUCUGCCUGACCGCGGGCUGGGGGAGCACCGACCGGGCAGAGCGCCCCAGGCGGCUCCGGGAGCUGCAGGUGCCGCUGUUGCCGCUGUCCCUCUGUCGCCGCCUGUACGGAACCGACCUGGGCCCGGCGCUGCCCCCGCGGAGGAUCCGCGACGACAUGGUGUGUGCCGGGGACCCGAGGGGCGGGGCCGACACCUGUCAGUCACGUGACCGACGGGGAGGGUGA